AUGCAGCCUGGCGUAAAGAAGUUGGAUGGGACCAGGAAGAGAAGUCAGGAAAACUCCAAGGUCGACGCCAAGAGAGGUGCAGAUAUAGACACGGGGACCGAUGUUAAGGGGGAGAAGGCUGCGAACAGAUCAGCCGACAUGAAGUACAAGUCUCUUGUAGAGCCGUCCCGCCAACAGAGUAGGAAAGAACAGUUUCUGAAAGCGUUUGAGAGACUUCAAACGAUGUCCAUGGAAGAGCUCCAGGUGGAGUUCAUUGUUUGCUUGCGAGCGAAGCAUUACAAGGAUGCUCUGAUGUACUCGGAGAUCAUCUUGAAUCAAGAUCCCAACAACCCGAUCAUACGCCAGUUUCAACCUCUGCUCGCAAGCAUUUCUGUUCAAGAAAAUGAGAGGCUGGUCGACUCCACAGACUCUGACGACACGGGCGAGGAAGGAGACGGUCGGGAUGAAGCUCUUGAAGGGGAGGAGCAGGAGGUCGAAGGAGGGGAGGGUGAAGGAGAGGAGGGCGCAUCAAACUCUGACAGCGAUGACCCCGAGACAAAUUGGAUGUGGUCGCCGACAUGGAGAACAGACGCAGAUGAGCUGAACCAGCGAGCGUAA
This is a messenger RNA of Guillardia theta CCMP2712, 597 nucleotides long. RefSeq lists its product as hypothetical. Bases 1 to 597 code for a protein of 198 amino acids. The record is from RefSeq and is a predicted model, not a curated record. The transcript has a single exon. NCBI's taxonomy places the organism in Eukaryota, Cryptophyceae, Pyrenomonadales, Geminigeraceae.